UAGCCGUUUUGGCUCAAGCGGCGGUCGCCCGUCGAUGCCGGGCAGCCCGGCCUGGUCACCGCCGGCGCCGCGGGCGCCGAGCAACGCGUCAGGGGCCGCUUCCCCGGGGUUUCCGCGCCUGCCCACGAGCCCGGGGGCUGCGAUGGGAGGUAAGGCGAAGCCCGCCAAACAGACGUUAGCCGAGCUGAGACAGAAGGAGAAGGACGCCUGCUGCAACAGGGUCGGCUCGCAGAGGUAAAAGGAUAGGAUGGGCGGUCUGGUGGGGCUCUCCAAGUACACGCGCCCCCUGUGCAUGCAGGCAGCCCCCGACCGCAAGUCGAUGCAGAUGCACUUCGGAUCCAAGCACCCGAAGGCGACAUUCGACAUCGUCAAGUGUCAGGACCUUUACGCCGGCGUCAAGAGCAGCACCGCGGGCGUCGCCUUGCGCGGUGGCAUCAGAAAGCACCACAACGGAGCGGAGGUCGCCCGGCUCGGCCUCGCUCUGCCGCGAUCCGUUGCGCCACGGCCCGUGCAGGCAGAGCCAACCGGCUGGCAGUUUUGCACAGCGCCGAUCCCCUGAGCCGAAGUUCCAGCCCGCUUCUGGCACGGCAGAACCGACCCAACGACA
Molecule: messenger RNA, 607 nt
Organism: Prorocentrum cordatum
Lineage: Eukaryota; Dinophyceae; Prorocentrales; Prorocentraceae
Source: the annotation of a GenBank genome assembly